ACCAACAAGGUGGGAGUGACCUGCAGCAGGGAAAGGGGUCCUGUCUUCUUCUGCCCUACUCUCCUGCCCUGGGGAUAAACAGCAGAUGCCACAAUCCCUGCUGAAUUGUGUGCCUUGGAGUAUUCUCUACACAAGGGUUGUUUGUGCUCAAAGUCAUUUAUCCAUUUUUCUCUGCAGCCUCUCAGAGCAUACCCAGCCUGUCAGCUUGGGCUUUACAGGGGUGAAAUUUGAUUUACUAUGUACUUGUUUUUCUGCUAUGAACUCUGAAGUCUCCGUGCCAAUAAACGUAGAGUGGCAUACAUGCACUGGUGAUGGGGGACCCUGAAAUAGGUUAGUUAGAUUUAAUUAUGAGACAUCUAUGCCAGCAUCAGCCAUGCAACACAGAACAUUGUCAGAUGUUAGAUCAAAGACAGGGCACACACUGUAGAAGAAGAAAGGUGCUCAAUGAAAAGAGAUAAUUAAUUGUAUUGGACACAAGUGAUGAAGCAUCUUCCCCAGAGAAAGGGCACAAAAGCAAUAUAGGGCUGAAAGCGUGAAGGCAAGAAACAGGAAUCUGAAAUUCUUGCAAUAUAAGUAAUAAAUCCCCAGUUUUGGUGGGAAUCCUUCACUAUUUUGAAGAUAGAGGCAGCUAUGGCUGGGACAGGAGGGCAGAAGAGAAUGGCUAGUUUGCUCACCACACCUGCAGGUGGGAGGAGUGGCUGGUGGCUGCAUUAGCUCUGGUGCCUUGUUUCUUUCCCUAAGUCAGGUGUCCGCUUACUGUACAAAUAAAGGUGCUUCGCUCACAGCAGAAAAUGGCAGUAUAUUGGAGAACUGUAGCUAACAGAAUUGUCUGAAAGAUUCAACCUACAGGUGAUGACCUGAAAAAAUCAUGUCUGAGGUCCAGGGUACGGUCGAGUUUUCUGUGGAGCUACACAAAUUCCAUAAUGUGGACCUCUUCCAGAGAGGGUAUUACCAGAUAAGAGCUGGACUGAAGAUCCCAUCCAGGAUUCCCCACAGGCUGUUUGCUACAAUUGCGGGACAGACAGGUGAUUCCAGCCUUUGCUCAGCCUGUGUGCAUGAAAACAACGUUUACAGCAGAAUAUUUCAGAUUUUGUACAGGAAUGAAGAGAUCAUUCUUAAUGAAUCGAUGAACUUUAGAGUACAUCUGCUUCUGGAUGGCGAAAGGGUGGAAGAUGCAUUGAGUGAGGCAGAUUUUCAGCUCAAGUUGGACCUGCAUUUUACUGACAGCGAACAACAGCUGAGAGAUGUUCCAGCCAUCCCCAUGAUCAGCAGCCGUACACUGUGUCUUCACUUCCACCCCCAGAGAGGCCUGCACCACCAUGUUCCUGUCAUGUUUGACUAUUUCCACCUGUCAGUGAUAUCCGUCACGGUGCACGCGUCACUGGUAGCAUUACACCAGCCUCUGAUCAGUUUUGCUCGUCCAGGGAAAGGUUCAUGGCUUGGUAAAGGCAACCUGGAUACAGGACCAGACCAAUCCAGUAUGUCAUUAGAAAAUCUUGUGUUUGGAGCUGGCUACUGCAAGCCCACUUCAUCAGAGGGAAGUUUUUAUGUCCCAUCUGAAAACUGCAUGCAGCAUGCGUACAAAUGGCAUAAGGACCUGUGUCUUCUGCUCUUGAAUGCUCAAAGAGGACUUCACAUGUACUACACUCUCAUAAUGAAGGAGAUUCCUGAUUUACCACAGCUGAAGUUGGAGGAACUACCCGUGGAAGAUACGUUAUCUCAGCUUUGUGCAGAGCUGCAGCUGUUGAGCAAUCCAGAGAAGAUAGCAGAACAGAUAAGCAAGGACCUCGCCUGGCUUUGCUCACACCUCCUGGCCCUGUGGACCCAGUUCCUAGAGGUGGUAACACUCCAUCCAGAAGUCACAGCUUAUCUGACUCAAGAGCAUCAUAUGCUAAGGGUAAGGAGAUUCUCAGAAGCCUUCUUCUACACUGAACACAAUAAACUUGCUGUGCUGACGUUCCAAGAAGGCCUGAUCCAAAGUCAUGCACAGAUUUCUACAGAAAUUCGUAAUUCAGAGUACUUCACCAGCAUGCCCCCGCUGCCAGCAGAAUGCCUUGACAUUGAUGGGGACUGGAACACGCUUCCUGUUAUUUUUGAAGAUAGGUACAUGGAUUUGCCUUGCAAAGAUCAGAAUUUGGAUGAUUUCCCAGAUUUUGAGGUUCCUGCCAAUACUCAAAUUGAUAAAACAGACGAGAAGGAAAAUCUUGCAUCAAAUGAUGCCACUGUAGGAAUGAAAGGAGACUUUGGCAAAGGUACUUUGCUAAUACACACAGACAGGAUAAACGGGAAUCCCUGCUUGUAUAGUGAUACCGAAGGUGCUGCUUUUGCAGCCAAGGGUUUAAACCAGCACUCCACAUCUCAGGUAUGUACAGCGAACAAAGAAGGCCAAAGGAAACCUGAAAAUAUUUGUGUUUCAAGUAAGGAAACUACUUCUGUCUUAGAGCUAAGCAAUACAGAAUGUGCAUCAGAGGAGUCUAAAACAUGCAAGGAAGUUUUAUUAAAAGACAGUCGGCACUCAGUGGGUAUUACCUCUGGAGAGAAGAAAUCUAGCAAUAAGGGUGUCCACAAAAGUGAGCCCGUGUUGAUUGUCAGUGCUCAGAUUGAGUGUGGGGCAUGUGGAAGUGAUGGCUUGGAAGGCAGGACUGAAAUACAUAAAACAGCUGAAUCUGGUCAUCCUGAGAAUAAUUUCAGUUCUGAGCUUGCACUGAGUGAAUUCACCAGGCUUGAAAGAACAGCAGAUCCAGAUAGCAAGCCUCUGCCGCCUGUUUUGAAAGGUUUGCCCUCCCACAGCUUGGAGGUGAAGUUGUUUGCAAAGGAGCAACGAACUGAGGAGUGUGAAGAAUUUACCCUGAUGUCAGGGGUCAUAAAGAGAUCCUCCUCUAUAAUAUCAGAUUCGGGCAUCGAAAGUGAACCAAGUUCAGUGGCGUGGUCUGACGCUCGGAGCCGGGCUCUGGAGCUGCCCAGUGAUCGAGAGAUCCUGCACCACUUGGUACGGAGACAUGCCAUCCACCGGAAUUCCCUGGAGGGUGGGCACACAGAAAGCAAUACCAGCCUGCCCAGCGGGAUCCAAGCGUCUCUCACAUCCAUUAGCUCUUUGCCCUUUGAGGAGGAAGAGAGAGACGUGGAGCUUACCAAACUGACCAAAUCUGUCUCAGCUCCUCAGAUCAGUAGCCCAGAGGAGCCUGCAGAGGAGGUGGACAUAUCUAAACACACUGAAGCAACCUCAGGAGACUCAGGAGGAUAUUUAAAAAGCUGCAGGGAAACAGAGAAUGGAGAUCGGCAGUUAAUGACAGAUUUUUCUGUGUGUCAGAUCACCACUGAAAGUGGGCAACUAGAACCAAGAGGACCUCCCAAACCCCCUGCCAAAGACAGUAAUGGUAACAUAGAUCUACAAAGGGAGGAGGCAAAGGAAGAUUUCUCAGAGACUUACUGUAGUUUGGAAUGUGCAAAACCACCUGUAUGUAAUCCUCUCAGAGAUAAUGACUCUGAAUGCCAGUCACUGGAGAGCAAUGAUGAGUGCAGCUUAAAAACACCAAGGGCUAAUAAUUGCUUGGACAGAAGUAUAGAUGAGUUUGAUAAAUACAUUAAAGAUCCAAAGGAUACAUCUAAGCUAGACAGCUUAAAAAUAGAACAAGACUUGUACAUCAAUGUGAGAAAAACAGGAGAGGACAGUUUCUCACAAAGCAUAAAGCUGGUACCAGAUAUCUGUAAUCCUGUUUCAGGUCCUUCAGAGACUUCAACAGAAUUUGACUCAAUGCAAGGAGAAUGCAGUAGCUUUCUUGCUGAUGAGAGCCUGCUGGUGUAUACAGAAAUGCAGGGGUUACAGGAAAUUGAGCUCAAUGACUCACCUGCCUCAGCAGAUCCUGCAGCAGAAUCCUACCAGGACAAGUAUCCUCAGGAACUCGACAACCAAGAGCAUAAACUCGUAGCUAAUGGCACCGGGUUUCACUCGGUUACAGUGGAGGGGGUAGCACUGGAAAGCAGAAAGGCUGUCGAUGUGGUUAACCUCUCCGUCUCUUGCACGGCCACAUGUCUUCCCUUUUCUUCUGUGCUCAAAGAGACCCCUGCGAUGGUUGGCUUCUCUGCAAAGCAAGCUGCAUUUCCCAUCACACGUCAGCCUCUAGGCUCUUUUGGAGUUGUCUCUUCUCAUUCAAAUGAGGUGGAUGAAGAGGCCAAUGAAAGGAUGCUGAAUUUUUAUCAGGCCAAAGAAAAUUUUAAAAAAGAAAUGAAGAUUGAAGGAUUUCUGUACAGUGACUUAUCUGUACUAGCUUCUGAUAUCCCGUAUUUUCCACCAGAGGAAGAGGAAGAAAAUUUGGAAGAUGGAAUUCACCUGGUUGUCUGUGUGCAUGGAUUGGAUGGUAACAGUGCAGAUCUACGACUGGUAAAGACUUUUAUAGAACUGGGACUCCCUAGUGGAAAACUGGACUUCCUAAUGUCUGAAAGAAAUCAGACUGAUACUUUUGCUGAUUUUGAUACAAUGACUGACCGAUUGUUGGAUGAAAUUAUUCAGCAUAUUCAGUUGUAUAACCUCUCCAUAUCCCGAAUAAGUUUUAUUGGGCAUUCUCUUGGUAAUGUCAUCAUCCGAUCUGUACUAACUCGCCCCAGGUUUCGCUAUUACCUCAACAAGCUACACACCUUCCUGUCCCUCUCUGGGCCUCACCUUGGAACCCUUUACAACAACAGUACUUUGGUUAGUACAGGUCUAUGGCUCAUGCAGAAAUUGAAAAAAUCAGGGUCACUUUUGCAAUUGACCUUCAGGGACAAUGCAGAUCUGCGCAAGUGUUUCCUCUACCAGCUCAGCCAAAAAACAGGUCUUCAGUACUUCAAAAAUGUUGUAUUAGUGGCCUCACCCCAAGACAGAUAUGUACCCUUUCAUUCAGCAAGAAUAGAAAUGUGCAAAAAUGCACUCAAAGAUAGACACACAGGCCCUGUUUAUGCAGAAAUGAUUAACAACCUACUUCAGCCUUUAAUUGGGGCAAAGGACUGCACUUUGAUCAGACACAACGUGUUCCAUGCUCUGCCAAACACCGCCAACACAUUGAUAGGCCGAGCUGCCCACAUUGCUGUGCUGGACUCCGAACUUUUCCUGGAGAAAUUUUUCCUCGUGGCAGGACUCAACUACUUCAAAUAGUGCCUGAAGUGUGGGGUAACAGAGGCAAACCAUUUCACUGAAUGGAGGAGAAUCCCUUAGCCAAAAGCUUCUAGUAUUAGAAAUGAGAUCAGGUGGGACUUUCAGACUCUCUCCAUUUCCAUUUCUGUUUCCAGAAAAUAAAGUGCUAUGGCUUUAAGGCAUUCAGGCUUCCAAAUAUUGGUGCUUUUGGAAGAAACAAAUAUUCCUUUUCAGUUUUUAUGUCGUUUGUCCACAUAAAGACAUGAGUGAAUUCUGAAGGAGAGAAUCAGAAUAUAGAUGGUUAAUUAUCUAAAUGAGAUGUGACAAUGUGUUUGCAAUUUCUGUCAAGUACUAACCCAGGAACUUAGCUGUUCUUGAUUUAAUGCUUAUUCAUGUAUUAACAAAGAUACACAUCUGUAGCACUUUGGGAUGGUUAACUCAAGAGGAAAGAAAUGUAUAUGAACUCAGGUUAAAACCUCCUUUAUGAUGAACUGAAAAGUCAACAUUUAUGAAAGAUUUAAUGUUUCCAUUUGGCAAAAGAAAAUGAUUUCAUUAUUCAUAAUAAUUUGUAACAUGCACAUAUUCAUAUCAUGGAAAGGAGGGAAAUAGUUAACAUAGAAUGAAAAAAAUUCUUGAUAUUUGUCUUUUUUAUGAAAACCUUAAGUUAGUUAACCUUUUGUCUAAAUUAGAAGCUGACAAACUGAUAAGAGAUUAUUGGAUUACUUGUGAAGUAGCAGUGACAUCUGUUAAGACUUCUCCUGUUUACAUUUAUAAAAUACCAUUAUUGUGCUUGUCGUUAUAACCUUCGAGUUAAAAUUUUUACUUUUACAUUUGUAUCCAAAUACAUUUACCCCAAGAUAAUUGUUUCUAUUUAUCAUUCUGACCCUGAAAUACAAAAGUUGACCAGUAAUAUCCCUGUAAAAAAACAAUCCAAUGAAAAUGGGUUGGUGACCAAGAGCAGUAAGGAUUGUGGAAAGCUUAAAAACAUAAGGCUUCAUCUGCAAUGCUCUAAUAAGGUUUUACUAAUGCCCAUCUGCAGUGCCAUGUGCAGUCCUAAUUAUUUUUUUGGUACAGCUUCUUAAAACAUUAAAAAGUUUAUUCAUACAGUGAUAUCAGCAUUCUUUUUAAGAGCAUGGAAAAUAAUCCAUUUUUCACUUUUCUAUUUUGCAUUUUUUUUUAAAUUAAAAGUUACCAGCAUUUUAAAUGACAAAUUUCAAUAAAUUUCUAUAAGUUUUCAUACAAUUUUGAUAAAUUUUCAAUGUCACAGAAGUUUUUUCAAAAAAAAGGAGAAGGUGAAUAAGUCUUUACAAAUGUUUUUGUUUGGAAGGAAGACAAUAUUUUUUUUUACUGCAAGUGUAAUUUAUUUAAAAACAUAAGUGACCAGCCUUGUAUAAUGAAGUAAAUGAACAUAAAAAGUGACAAAGUUGGUUCCAAAUGUCAAGACUGUCAACAGAGAACUAAGAUAAAACAGUGUAGAUUCCUGAAAUAGGAGAAUUGAAAAAUGAAAACAAAAGAACUCACAGGGAAACCCCAGGGAAAUAUUUGUACACACAAAGGAUAAAACUGCUUUGUUCUAAAGAAGAAAACUGGAAAAAUUAUAUAGAAUUAGUUCAAGAGAAGAGUUGCUAGCAAAUGGGAACGAAGAUGAUCUGAUAGUGUAGGCAUGUUUUGAAAUAGAAAGGAAUAAGUAGGAAUAUACAAAAAGCUGAGACUAAGAUCAUGUGAAAACAGGAAGGUAUAUUUCACUUAAAAAUCAUCUUCUGCCCUUCAAAAGUGACACUGAAAUUAAAUAGAAAGAGUUGACAUGGUGCAUUUCAAUAGUGACAAGUUUUGUGAACAUUAAAUAUUGCUGAAAUACUUGAAUAGGUAGAUACUUUUGUGGGUUUUUUUUGUUUGUUUGUUUUUGUUUUCCUUUGAAAAAUUAACAUUUUUAAGCUAAAAGCUGAAUUUACUCUGUUAAAAAUAAAUUCUCUGUCAGGAAUCAAGAGCUUCUGGUACCCACAUCUUGUUUUUGGAAGUCUUUAUCUCUUUUCGGCCUCAAAAUUUUAGUGCCAAGUAAACUUAUGUGUCAGCAUCCUUCUUCCUUGGUAAACUAUUUACACAGUGUUAAACAUAUUGAGACUUUUAGGUUAAGCUUUUAUACAAUGCAGUGGUUUUGUUCUGAAGACAUUGACUUCUAGGUAGUAUGUGAAAUGCAAGGAAGAAAAGCAAUCCCCAAACAUCAGCAGUCUUCAGUGAGUUCUAUACUGAUCUGUUCCUCUUUUAGAAAAUUUUCAAGAGUCUGCACAUAGAAAAUUUUUAAAGUCAUUGAGAGGCCAGUUUACACAUAUAUACAUACCUAAUGCGCGCACAUGUGUAUGCAGUAUAUACAAAGAAGUACAACAAAAGAGGUGUGCUUAUUUCAAGGUCUCACACUCCAUGUUUUUAAUCCUGAGUAUACUGAAUAUGACAGCAUACCCGUGUUGUGCUUCUUAAACUUAGACUGAUGAUUUCUUGCCUUGCACAUUAGUCAGUAUUCUUAACCUUUUGUUCACAUGACUGUGAGGUCUCUUUUGUAUUACUACAGAAAUUGGUGGCCCUUUCAACACUCUACACGACUAUCAAUACUGUGACUGAUGAAUGAACAUACCUAAAGGUUUAUGUGUUCCUGAACAUACAAUGUUCCUCCAAGGCGUGGAGUCUGAUUUCAGUGGAGUUUGAUUAGGUCCAUGCAACUUGCUCCUUGGAGGAUGUGAUAGAAAGCUUCUGAAAAAUCUAGGAGACAUCAUUCCAGUGAAAUAACGUAAUACUGAUUUUAUCUUUCUUAUGCUCCCAGAACAUUAUGGGAAACAUUAGCAAUAACUGUCUAGCUUAUCUUUCAUUUUGAGGUUCUUAGAAUAGUCUCCCUCUUUUCUUCUUCUUCUUAAUACAAUAUUGCCUUGAUAAUAACAUGGGAUAUUUUAAGUCUGCUCUAACAGCGUAUAACAUUUAACUGGUUGGACUUCGUCACAAUAUAGCAAUCAACACUGAUUCAUUUUUAGAUGGUUUUUAUAUAUUGAUUUAUAUAUAGAGAAAUAUAUAUUAAGAAUUAACUUUGUAGCAAAUAUCAACUGUACAGUCCGCAUCUUUUGUGUUAACCUUUGGAAUUUGAAUGUAUUGUCCUUUCAUAUACAGCUUCUUUGUAUAAAUUAAUUACAUUAGCAGUAUCGAUAAGGUUUUCCCUUCAAACUGCAAACAUUUACUUUGAUAUAUCUGUGGAGGCUAUGCUUAUUUCUUAAGCAAAGCUCUUAAACUCACAAUAGAGAAGGCCAUUUUUCAAGAAGUUGGACAGAGUGGGGGACAUGACUAUUUGAAAUGAAACUCCAUCUCUCUGGGAUUCUUCUCUAGAGAAGAAAAAAAAACAAAACAGCAAUGUAAUGUUUCUUC
Messenger RNA from Numida meleagris (helmeted guineafowl), 8515 nucleotides. RefSeq names its product family with sequence similarity 135 member B (gene FAM135B). The transcript has 20 exons. The record is from RefSeq and is a predicted model, not a curated record. The coding region runs from base 869 to 5131 and encodes 1420 amino acids. NCBI's taxonomy places the organism in Eukaryota, Metazoa, Chordata, Aves, Galliformes, Numididae.